Molecule: messenger RNA, 4869 nt
Organism: Eublepharis macularius
Lineage: Eukaryota; Metazoa; Chordata; Lepidosauria; Squamata; Eublepharidae
Gene: TRIM35
Product: tripartite motif containing 35
Exons: 7
Coding region: 92-1684 (530 amino acids)
Biological process (GO): positive regulation of apoptotic process; innate immune response
Molecular function (GO): zinc ion binding; protein binding
Source: RefSeq, a predicted model, not a curated record
UAAAAGGCAAGGCCGAGAAUCCCGGCCUCUUUCCGUGGAGAGGGGGAAGCUACGGUCGGAAGGGGAAUCCGGGGAUCGAGAGCGGGCGCUGAUGGCUUUUUUCCCGGGAAAUCUCGCCCGGAGCCCCAGGCGAAGGAGCUCCAGGAUUUGUUGCCAGAGAUGCCUGCCCACUCCUUGUAACACAACGAGAGCUAUGGCCAAACAAACUCCUGCAGCGUCUUCCCUUGCCUCCUCUUUGCCCACGGCCACCAUCAAGGAGGAGCUGCUGUGCCCGAUUUGUUACGAGCCGUUCAAGGAUGCCGUCACCCUUCGCUGUGGCCACAAUUUCUGCAAAGGCUGUGUGGGCCGUUCCUGGGAGAAUCAAACCCGCCACGUCUGCCCGGUGUGCAAAGCAACAUCUUCCCUGGAGGACCUGCGCACUAACCACACGCUUGCCAACAUUGUGGAGAUGUUCCUCAAGCAGGAGAAGAACCAGCAGCGGCAGGCUGGGGAAACGUCUGCCCUCUGCUCUUUGCACCGCGAAGAGGCCCGACUUUUCUGCCUGGAUGACAAAGAGCUGGUCUGUUUCGUAUGCCAAAACUCCAAGCAGCAUGCAGACCACAAAAUGAGACCUGUAGAGGAGAUUGCCAAGGAUUACAGGGCCAAAUGCAAAGACAUGGAAAGAUCUCUAUGGGAUAAGAUGCAAGAAUUUGGAAGAGUGCAGUCGUCUUACAGAGAGAUCGCUAAACACAACAAGGUAGAAAGUGCCAGGCUGGAGAAAGAGAUCAAAAAGCAGUUUGAACACUUGCAUGAGUUCCUGCAGAGAGAGGAGAAGGCCAUGCUGGAGGAGCUGCAGGCAGAGACCCAGCAGAAAAAGGAUCUGAUUGAAGACAAGAUCAAAAAGCUGUCAGAAGAAAGCAAUAUCUUGCAACAAGAGGUUGACCACUUGCAAGCUGACCAGAAAGAUGACGAUGUCUCCUUCCUCCAGAAACACAAAAACCGGAAACGUAGAAUUGCCUGGACAGCAGAAGAGCCAGAAGCAAUCCCCCCAGGGAUGUUGAUAGAAAUUACAAAAUAUCUAGAUUCUUUGCAAUACAACACAUGGAAGAAAAUGUUGGAUAUCAUCAAAGUAGUCCCUUUUAGCUUUGAUUCCAACACAUCUACAGGAAGGCUGGCUGUCUCUGAUGACCUCACCAGUAUUUCAACCGGUAACUACAAGCUGUCGGUGGGCGUCCCAGAAAGUUUCUCUGCUGGAUUGCCUUGCGUCCUGGGCUCCAAGAGUUUUGCCAAAGGAUCUCAUGCUUGGGAGGUAGAUAUUGGCGGCAUUAAUAAUUGGUGCAUCGGAGUGGCUCGGAAGCAUUGCGGCUACCAGUGGAGCUUUGGCAGUGAUUCCUAUCUCGGCUUCACGUACAUGUAUCGUAUGCAGGGUGCCAGCAACAAGAGAGACCGAUCUUCCAAGUCGAUCCUGAUGGGGUCUGCAAGCGGGAAGGACCUCAAGAAGGUCAGAGUGGAGUUGGACUGUGAUGAAGGGGAGCUCUCAUUCUACAACGCUGAGCAUAAGAGUCAUAUUUAUACCUUCCAUGACAAUUUUGGGGAAGUUGUCCCAUACUUCAGCAUCUGUGCAGUAGAUGCUGUUGAAUCGUCCUCCGAGUCGCUCAAGCUUUGCCCACUUCAGGUUCAGAUAAAGGAAGAUUAUCCUGAUUGAGUAGACUGCAUUUUUUUUAUAUUCCCAUCAUCUAUGUAUCUCCCCACCCCCACCGAAAGAACUGUUAUAGCUUACAUAUACAUACGCUAACAUAUGUGGAUGCUGUAACAACAAUAUAUUGCUUCAGCUAGCUUGUAUGCAGUAUUUGAAAUCUAGGGAUAUUUUCUGCCAAGGCAAGAGGAAGUGACUCCCUCAAGGAUUUUGGAUGAGGGUGGUUGAAGAUGGAUAAUUCUGACUCACUGGGGGCGAUCUCUGGGAAGCUGUUCUACAUAGGCUUUGUGGAAAGAAAGGGCAAUUGCACAGGAGCAGGAUAGUACUUGAGGUUUGUACAGAAGAAUUGUUGGCUGGUUUGAAUCGGACGUGGAAACCUGAAGGGCAAGAAGGGACCUUUGGGUUUGCUGCCUAGGGCACUCAAUUACCUUGAACUAGCCCUGUUGUCUAUUCAUUGCAUGAGUCAUAAGGGCUUUUGUUAUGACACUACAAUCCAUUCCCCAAAAUUCAUUCAUAAUGUAUGUAUGUUAUAACAUGCAUAAGAUGAACCCAGCAUGAUGCAGUUAUGAGCUAGAGGCUAUGAUGAAGGGAGGAGACAGGCUGUCGUUUCAGUGAUGGAGUUAUUGCAUCUGAUAGAAACCACCUAUUUUCUCUGCUGUCUCUCUAGAACAGUAGACCACAUUGCAAUUAAACACUAAUCAAAUCUCUUCUUACUGUAUCAGGCAAAGCAAAAGAUAUAAAGAGAAGAGAGGACUUGAAAUAGGUGGUUUCUGAUUGGCUCUCACGUGACAGCAUUAAGUCAUAGUCAUCCAAUCAGAAGAAUCCUUUUCCCCAUGAGGAACACAAUGUGUUGCAGCGUGGCAGGGAAUUAACCCAUUGUGGUUCUGCCCUGCAAGAGGAGAGGGUUCUUACAAAGACUUUAGUUGCUGCUGAUUUUCUGUCUUUUUAAAAGAAAGUUAGUCAUCCGACUACUUUGUUCUGAUCUGAAUGUGCCCGCUCACUCUCUUUACUAAGUAGACCAUGUCCCCGGUGUGUGACCAGUGCAGCUUUCCCUACCAGUCCUCAGGAUGGGAAAAGCUGAGAUGUACAUUAUUUGGAGUUGGGAAAGCUCUUGUAUGGUUUCUUUGGGAUAUCAGGAAAUGCCAUAGUCUGGAGAAGAAAAUUGAGAGGUCCAGAGAGGCAUCAGAUUAAAUUCCCCUUGCCUUGUACCUUUUAACAGCAACUUUAGUUACAGAUAAUAGCUGUAGGUUAAAUUGCUGUUAGAGAUACAGAAGCAGGCCAGACUAGAUUUUAUAGGUAGUUACUAAACCUAGUAGGGCUUGGUUUAAAGGGCAAGUGUUCAUUUUUUAGGAUCUUGCCAAUUCCCAGCCACGUUUAGGUCUGGGAGAAGAAUCCUCUUCCAGGACAAAUGAACUAUCAGUGCUACCUGCCUUGUAGUAUGGGGCUUAGCUUCCCUUUGUGACCCCCUUAAAUUCUGCAAGCACCAUUUUGCAAUAUAGCUGCUGUAUAGGACAUGCUUUAGUGUGAUAAAGGUCGAUAUAUGGGGAUACAGGAAGGGAAGAUCCUGCCUCACCUCCGUAUAUUUGCGGAUCCUUACUGCUUAUGUGUACAUUAUGUGCCAUCAAGUCACUUUUGACUUAUGGAUACUCUAUGAAUUAAAGACCUCCCAAACAUCCGAUCAUUAACUGCUCAGAUCUUGUAAACUGGAGGCUAUCUUUAUUGAGUCAAGCCAUUUGGGGUCUUUCUUUUUUCCUACUGCCUUCCACCUUUCCUAGCAUUAUUGUCUUUUUCAGGGAGUCUUUUCUUCUUAUGAUGUGACCAAAGUACAAUAGCCUAGGGUUGCCAGCUCCAGGAUGGGAAAUAAAUGGAGGUGGGAGGUAGAGCCUGGAGAAGGUGAGGUUUGGGGAGGGAUCUCAGUGGGGUAUGAUGCCAUAUAGUCCACCUUCCAAAGCAGCCAUUUUCUGCAGGGGAACAGGCCUGGAGAUCGGUUGUAAUUCUGGGAGAUCUCCAGCCACCAGCUGGAGGCUUGCAACCCUACAAUAGCCUAAAUUUCGUCUUUAUCUUCUUGGAAGAAUUCAGGCUAGAGCAGGACCCAUUUAUUUGAUUUUUAUGGCCAGCCACACUAUCUGUAAAACCCUCCUCCAGCGCCACAUUUCAAAUGAACUAGUUUUUUUCCUGUCAACUUCUUGUCAUGUUGCUUACAUUAAAAAUAAUUUUCUUUCCAAUGGAUUAGCAUUUGGCAGCUAAGAAAAGCACAUGUAACUGAAAGGAUUGGAAUCUUCAACCAAUAAUGAAAUUAAUAACUUAUGCAAGAGAUCAGCUACAAACUCAUGGAAGGUUUCACUUUAAGCCACUAUAAAACUUUGCUUGAAAAGAUCUAAUACUUGUGUCUUAGUGUGUUUGUUAAAAAUAUCAAUUUAGGAAUGAGGUCUGCAGAAAGUUAAACCUCAAUUAUAGGCUUUACGUUUGAAUCUAAGUUUUUGAAAAUGAGUCUCAGAGAAAUGAAUACACAUGACAGAUGUACAAUAAGAAUCAUGCUGCUAGUAUUUGGGACUGGGUUAGACAGAUGUUGAGUUAGGAUAUUGAAGAAAGCAGGACAGUAUGUAGAUUAACAUUUGUUAAGCAUCCUAUGUUAAAAGAACUGCUGACUUUUAAGCUAGCAAGCCCUGACUCUUAGUAGAUUUCUGUAUCAUAUUUUAAAAAUUAUUUCUAUCAAUUAUGUGAAACUUUUCCCAUUAAAGGGCUGAGACACAUGCUUUGGAAGCAAAUCUUCAAAGUACACAAUCUUGAAGGAUCUGGUGCUGGCAGCCUUAGCUAAACUGUAUAAUCUUUGGUUUGAUUAUUACCCAAAGAGUGCACAGAAAACUCUUAUAUCCUCUUCAUCCUUCUGAAAUACCACUAAAAAUGAGAACUCAACCAUUUAUUUUGUACAAUAAAAGAUAAAACAGUAAAUCAAUAAAAGCAGCCUAGCAUAAAAUUUCUUGAAAUCCAACAGUAUAAAAAUGUAACAAAUAUAAAAACAGCAAUAUAGACUAAAAGCUGACAAAGUACAAAUAAAAAUCAAGGCAUAGGAGGAAUUUAAAAAACAAAGUUUGAAAUUGAACAAUUAUAAAAUUGAGGCCCAGUGUAGUGUAGUGGUUAAGAAUGUUGAAGUAGGACUUGGGAAAACCAGGUUUGAAUCUACACUCUGCCAU